CGAGCGACGAGCCAUACUCGAUGUCAAUGAAUCUAUCGCUCACGUACUGUACUAGGCGUUCGAGGGUGCGUACUUGACCAAUCUACGGGGCCGAAUCCUGUGGUUCGUCACGGACAAGCUGCGACCGCGAGGGACGGACGCGAUCAUAUUAGGCGCAAGAAAACGAGGCGAAGCCAAGGGCGACGACCUCCUAUCACCGCAGAAGGCCAGGUUGAUCGGCGCGCGGCUUGGCAUGCCGCAGCUUGGGUGACGGCUGUCGUUGCGUCGAAGCCACUCUUUCCUGGCCUGCGACAACUCUGCCGAUUCGAUCGCUUGAAGGCGGUAGGUUCCGCAUUCCCAGAGGGUGAUGAAUACUCCGUGUGUGGGUCGCCGGCGGCAAAUUUUGCUCGGACCCUUCGUGGCGACUGGCGGCUGACGGCGUCGCGGCUUGGCGCCUCGACCGCUACGCCACAACUAGGAUCGAUAAAUGUGGCGUUUUAAUCGCGGUAUUUGUGGCAGCGGAUAAAACCUUCGAGGGUGCAUAUAUAACCCAUAUCAAGUCUUGCAGUGAAAUGAGUCGGACGGCGGCGAUCCAAGCGGCCUUUGCGCCAGCCCACGCCGAGAAACUCAAUGCGUUCCUUCGCCAGGCGCGCCAGGCGGUCGCGACCGCCGCUUCCGUGCAGGUCGUCAUGGGCAACGAGGCCUGCGACGCCGACUCGAUGGUGAGCAGCUUGGUGUAUGCGUUCGCGGUCUCAGCCGUGCCCGUCAUGAGCGUCGACCGCGACCAGUUUGCGCUGCGCUGCGAAGUGAGCGCGCUCUUCUGCGCCGCCCACAUUGACGUAGACGCGCUCCUCUUCCAAGACGAGAUCGACCUCGCCAGCCUCCAUGCGGCGCAGAAGCUGCGGCUCGUCUUGACGGACCACAACAAGCUCAAGGCCGCGCUCGCGUCGCUGGAUGCGUCCGUGGUGGCGAUCAUGGACCAUCACGAUGACCUCGGUGCGCAUGGACAUGUGACAGGCUCGUCGCGUGACAUUGCAUUCGAGCGCACGGACGCGGGCGGCCGCGCGUUGGUCGGGUCCGCCUGCACGCUUGUCGCCGAGCGCAGUGUAUCCCUGCAGCCGCUCGAAGUGACGCUGCUUCUGGGCGUCAUCGCUCUCGACACGAUGAACAUGGACGCGGCCGCCAAGAAGGGCACGGCGCGGGACCAAGCCGUCUUGGACAAACUUGAUGCGCUCUCGCUCGUGCCCCGACACGACUUGUAUGCGUGGCUCGUCGAAGAGAAGUUUAGCCCGGACAACUGGUCGCGCUUUACGUUUGCCAACUGCCUUGCGUACGACUACAAGCGAUUCGAAUCGUCGGGCGUCUCGUAUGGCUCGAGUGCCAUCUUGGUGCCGCUGCCGACGUUUUGGGCCAAGGGAGAGAGCCCGCUGGCGCAGCUGGAAGCCCACCGGUCGCGCCUCGGCCUCACAUUUGCCCUCGUGCAGUCGAUGGUGCAUGCGGCGGACGGGCCAAAGCGCCAGCUGCUCUUGUACUGCCCUGACCGCCGCCUGCGAGACGACCUCGUCGCCUUUCUGAACCGUGCGCCGUUGCAGCUCACACCGCUCGAUGCGCUCGGCGAGGCCGCCGUCGACGCCUUUGACCAAGCCAACAUUGCCAUGUCUCGAAAGCAGCUUGUGCCGCUGCUGGAUGGUUACUUGGCGACCUUGGCCAAGAUGUAAUAAUACCGGAAAUCGGUGUUUUGUCUUAGGUGUAGCUUCAAAGCGUUGAGAAUUAGUAGUAUGAAAAACCCGCUAUUUGCCCG
This is a messenger RNA of Saprolegnia diclina VS20, 1780 nucleotides long. RefSeq lists its product as hypothetical. Gene Ontology annotation, cellular component: cytoplasm. The transcript has 4 exons. Bases 552 to 1697 code for a protein of 381 amino acids. The record is from RefSeq and is a predicted model, not a curated record. Gene Ontology annotation, molecular function: exopolyphosphatase activity. Lineage: Eukaryota; Oomycota; Saprolegniomycetes; Saprolegniales; Saprolegniaceae.